Molecule: messenger RNA, 3380 nt
Organism: Alligator mississippiensis (American alligator)
Lineage: Eukaryota; Metazoa; Chordata; Crocodylia; Alligatoridae
Gene: GYS2
Product: glycogen synthase 2
Exons: 16
Coding region: 587-2746 (719 amino acids)
Biological process (GO): glycogen biosynthetic process
Cellular component (GO): cytoplasm
Molecular function (GO): alpha-1,4-glucan glucosyltransferase (UDP-glucose donor) activity
Source: RefSeq, a predicted model, not a curated record
GAACUUUUUUUAGAGGCAAAUCCAGAUUUUUAAUACUAUUUAAGACUGAAAGUCACAAAACCAAACACAGGCUGAAAGAGCCUACUUAUCAUGAUGGUCAGGGCCACAAUCAAUAGACAGGUCAGUCAAUGUAACAUGUGGGGUGUGUCUUGAUGGGAGGGAGCAGAGGCAGGGCUCAAAUCAGAUGGCAAACUUAUAGGGUCCUCCCUGAGGGAGUUUUCUAGGGGCAGUGCUGAAGAGAGUUUCACUUAUUUUUGAGUCUGAUAGAUACUCAGAGUUGAUCUGUGCCUCCCUCUGAGGAAAAGGCCUGCGCCCAGAAUAGUGAAGACUUGCUUGGAUAAGUCUUAAAUUCCUGCCUUUGCUUGCAGCUGCCUAGCAAGUCCAUGGGAUUUCACUGAGCCAAUUUAAUACUGAUGGUCAGACAGUUUGAACCCAUUAGCUCCCAGGUAUCCGAGUAAAUUUGCUCCUUCAAGUUCAGCUCUCCAGCAGAUUUCUGCAAUUGAAACCAAGGAAAGCAGCAAAAAUAACUGCAAAUUUUAAUAACAGUGGCAUCCCUGUGUUGUAAGAGUUAAAGGCUAGAGCAAAUAUGCCUCUGGUUAGAUCCCUAUCCAUGACGUCUCUUAAUGGGCUUCCCCUGUGGGAGGAUGAAGACCUGCCAGUGGAAGAUUUAUUGUUUUUUGAAGUCUCCUGGGAAGUUACCAACAAAGUUGGUGGCAUCUAUACUGUGAUCCAGACCAAAGCCAGAAUUACAGCAGAUGAAUGGGGUGAAAACUACUUUCUGAUGGGUCCCUAUUUUGAACAUAAUGUGAAGACUCAAGUAGAAAUAUGUGAGCCUCUCAACCCGGCUAUUAAAAAGGCAGUGGAAACAAUGAAAGGCCAAGGGUGUCAGGUCUUUUUUGGAAGAUGGCUGAUAGAAGGCAGCCCAUAUGUUGUACUGUUUGAUAUAGCAUCCGCAGCUUGGAAUCUGGACAGAUGGAAAGGAGAAUUCUGGGAUGCAAGCAACAUAGGAAUCCCUUUCCAGGACAGAGAGGCCAAUGAUGCUGUGAUCUUUGGAUCAUUAACAGCCUGGUUCUUAAAAGAGAUCUCCAGUCAAAUUGAUGACAAGCCUAACAUAAUUGCUCACUUUCAUGAAUGGCAAGCAGGGGUUGGUAUAAUCCUCACUCGAUUUAGGAAACUUCCUGUUGCCACAAUCUUUACUACCCAUGCCACACUGCUCGGGAGAUACCUGUGUGCAGCAAACAUAGAUUUCUACAACAAUCUUGACCAGUUUGAUAUAGACAAAGAAGCAGGAGAGAGACAGAUUUAUCAUCGGUACUGCAUGGAACGAGCCUCAGUACAUUGUGCCCAUGUGUUCACCACAGUCUCUCAGAUCACAGCCACAGAAGCAGAACAUGUGCUGAAGAGAAGUGCUGGUUUUGCCAACACUGAAAAUGUCUACCUUUAUCUUGCUUUUCCAGAUGUUGUCACCCCAAAUGGUUUGAACAUUAAGAAAUUUUCAGCAACACAUGAGUUUCAGAACUUACACAUCAUGUACAAAGCUAGGAUCCAAGAGUUUAUUCGUGGUCAUUUCUAUGGUCAUCUUGACUUCAGCCUUGAAAAGACUUUAUUUUUCUUUAUUGCUGGGAGAUAUGAGUUUUCCAACAAAGGAGCUGAUAUUUUUCUAGAGGCCUUAUCCAGAUUAAACUUCUUGCUGAGGGUGCACAAAAGUGACACCACAGUUGUAGUGUUCUUCAUAAUGCCUGCAAAAACAAAUAAUUUCAAUGUGGAAACGUUAAAGGGGCAAGCAGUCCGCAAGCAGCUAUGGGACACUGCACAAUCUGUGAAAGAAAAAUUUGGAAAGAAACUUUAUGAUGCACUCUUAAGAGGAGAAAUUCCAGACUUGAACAAGAUCCUUGAUCGGGAUGACAUAACCAUAAUGAAAAGAGCCAUCUUUGCAACUCAGAGACAGACACUACCUCCAGUGACCACCCACAACAUGCUUGAUGAUAGCAAUGAUCCCAUUCUCAAUACCAUUCGGCGCAUUGGACUCUUCAACAACCGCACUGACAGAGUCAAGGUAAUAUUACACCCAGAGUUCCUUUCUUCAGCAAGUCCAUUAUUACCUAUGGACUAUGAAGAGUUUGUCAGAGGCUGCCAUCUGGGAGUGUUUCCAUCUUACUAUGAACCCUGGGGUUAUACACCAGCGGAAUGUACUGUGAUGGGCAUUCCUAGUGUGACCACAAACCUUUCGGGAUUUGGCUGUUUCAUGCAGGAGCAUGUAGCUGACCCAGCUGCUUAUGGGAUUUAUAUAGUUGACAGGAGGUUUCGCUCUCCUGAUGAGUCAUGCAACCAGCUGACUCAGUUCCUGUAUGGAUUUUGCCAGCAGUCACGACGCCAGAGAAUUAUCCAGAGAAAUCGAACUGAAAGACUCUCAGACCUGCUGGACUGGAGAUACUUAGGCAGGUACUACAUGCAUGCAAGACACCUGGCUCUCAGCAGAGCUUUCCCUGAAAAAUUUGAGAUGGAACCAAGUGCUCCUCCCAAGACGGAAGGUUUCAGGUACCCCAGGCCCUCGUCAGUCCCACCAUCCCCUUCUGUCUCCCAGCCUUCCAGCCCUCAUCAAAGUGAUGAGGAAGAUGAAGAUGAGGAUGAAAGAUAUGAUGAGGAUGAAGAGGCUGAAAGGGACAAACAAAAUAUAAAGGCACCCUUUUCCCUUGGAAUAAUGCCACCAGGAAAGAAGCAGCAGCAUGGAGAAUAUAGGAACUGAAUGCCAUUGUUGUUAUGCCUGAUGAUGUUUCAGCUCCUGAACAGUGCAUUCAUGUAGGUUGGUCAGGCUACAGAUUGAGGACAGUGCUAUGAGGUUAGGAAAUUUGAAACAAACAUUACCUUACAAGUAGUUUAAAUUGUAAUUCUCCUCCCUUCCUUGGAGGUAGAAGAGAUUGUUAAAAUGUAUUAAACCUGGAUAAUAUUAUGAUUCUCCUGUGAUCUCUCCAAUUAAGUUAAAUGUACUAUAGAUCAUAUUUGCAUCUGAAAUUCAUUAUAACCCAUGAGAAGCAGAUCCAUCAUAAUUAUUCCAAUCAAAUAUCCAUUAAUGUCUCUACUCAGCCCUUCCAAACUAACUAUCACCUUUAAGUCAUGAUUUACCAUAUUUUGAAGAAAUUGUUACAUGUGGGAAAACCUGACAGGGUUCAAAAAGUGUUGAAAGAAAAUAGUCAAUUUUUUUCUUAUGUUCUUUAUUCUAUUUUAAAUCUACAUCACUGUAAGCAUUUUUUACACAAUGCAAAAGUGUCUUGAUCCAGAUGUAAACCAUAUUUCUUGUGGAAAACUAUCUAGUUCAAUGAGUGGGCAUUUUUAUUAUUUUCUGAAGUUGUCUAGGCCCACAAUAAAUGGCAGGCCACUCA